CUCAGACGUCAACUUGACAAAUAAUUUUUGAAUUUCUUUUGAAAAGUUGUAUUUUUUGCGAACUUAAAUUUUAUCUAAAAGAAAUGGAAAACGAAUUGGAAAUGGAUAUUGUUGAGCCUGACGAUGGCGAUGAGGAAAUGGACAACGAAGGAAGCGAAGAUGAAGAAGCAGCAAAGAAGCCCAAAGAGGUCUACUUACCGGGUAAAACUCUUGAAGAAGGCGAAGAGCUAGUGUGUGAUGAAUCAGCGUAUGUAAUGUUGCACCAAGCCUCCACUGGUGCUCCAUGCCUCAGUUUCGAUAUCAUUCCCGAUGAAUUAGGCGAAUCUCGAGAAAAAUACCCGCUUACAGCCUAUAUGGUCGCUGGAACUCAAGCUUCGCGUACCCAUGUCAACAAUCUAAUUGUCAUGAAAAUGAACAAUCUCCACAAAACUCAGGAGGACGAUGAAGAGGAAGAUGAGAAAGAAGAUGAAGAAUUGGAUGACUCCGAAGAUGAAGACCUAGGCAACGAGGUAGCUAAAAAGCCGCAAAUGACUUGUGCACUAAUCAAACACCAAGGAUGUGUGAAUAGGGUGAGAGCAAGUAAGCUUGGAAAUAGUGUUUUUGCUGCUUCAUGGAGUGAACUCGGAAGAGUUAAUAUUUGGGAUCUAACAAAACAAUUGCAAGCCGUCGAAGAUGAUCAGCUGCUAAAACAAUAUGAACAAGAACUGUCUAAUGCAGGCAUCAAACCGGUGUUUACCUUCACCGGUCAUCAGCAAGAAGGAUUCGCUAUGGAUUGGAGCCCUGUGGCGCAGGGAGUUUUGGCAACUGGCGAUUGCAAGCGUGACAUACACAUUUGGUCGCCUUUGGAAGGAGGAUCGUGGAAAGUUGACCAACGUCCACUGGUCGGCCAUGUAGAAUCUGUAGAGGACUUGCAGUGGAGUCCCAACGAAAAGAGUGUGCUGGCAUCGUGCUCUGUUGACAAAACUAUCAGAAUAUGGGAUUGCCGUGCUGCUCCUCAAAAAGCUUGUAUGCUCACAUGUGAGAAUGCUCAUGAGAGCGAUAUAAAUGUAAUUUCAUGGAAUCGCACAGAACCGUUUAUUGCUAGUGGCGGUGACGAUGGGUUCCUCCACAUAUGGGACUUGAGACAAUUCCAAACGAAAAAACCGAUUGCUACUUUUAAACACCACACCGAUCAUAUUACGACUCUUGAAUGGAAUCCCAAAGAUGCCACAGUUCUUGCAUCAGGAGGUGACGAUGAUCAAAUCGCUCUUUGGGAUUUGGCUGUUGAAAAAGAUCAAGAUCAGGGUACAGAAGAGUCUAAAAACGAUGAUGAAAUUAGCAAGCUUCCUCCACAGCUACUUUUUAUACAUCAAGGCCAAAAAGAAAUCAAGGAACUUCAUUGGCAUCCUCAAUUACCUGGAGUUAUCUUAUCGACUGCACAUAGUGGAUUCAAUAUAUUUAGAACGAUAAGUGUUUGAAACUUUUUUUUUAAUAUUAUAAAUAAACAAAAAGAGGUAUUUUUUAAAAAU
This is a messenger RNA of Eupeodes corollae, 1508 nucleotides long. Its product is annotated as glutamate-rich WD repeat-containing protein 1. Lineage: Eukaryota; Metazoa; Arthropoda; Insecta; Diptera; Syrphidae. Gene Ontology annotation, molecular function: protein binding. The transcript has 2 exons. The coding region runs from base 84 to 1457 and encodes 457 amino acids. The record is from RefSeq and is a predicted model, not a curated record.